Molecule: messenger RNA, 1452 nt
Organism: Exophiala spinifera
Lineage: Eukaryota; Fungi; Ascomycota; Eurotiomycetes; Chaetothyriales; Herpotrichiellaceae
Exons: 2
Coding region: 1-1452 (483 amino acids)
Biological process (GO): protein N-linked glycosylation; dolichol-linked oligosaccharide biosynthetic process
Cellular component (GO): membrane
Molecular function (GO): UDP-N-acetylglucosamine-dolichyl-phosphate N-acetylglucosaminephosphotransferase activity
Source: RefSeq, a predicted model, not a curated record
AUGUCUUCUAGCCUAGGCCAUGCAGAGCGCUGGUCGUUGCUGCUUGUUGCAGGUGUUUCGCUGUCUGUCAUUGCCAACACCUUCCAAGGGGAUGGCGCUCCUCUGGUAGCCUCCCUGGCGUUUUCGAGCCUAGCCUUUUCCAUGACCUACGCAUUUGUCCGUUGGUCGGGUCCGGCUUUUGUGAAGGCAGGGCUUAGUGGAAGGGAUAUGAGCAAGCUGACCCCAAAAGAAAUCCCCGAAGCAAUGGGAGCGGUAGCUGCCUCGGUCUACAUCUUAGCGCUGAUGGCAUUCAUCCCAUUCGCGUUUUACAAGGACAUUGUUGCCGCUACAUCUGGUGGUGGAAACAGAGAUGUUGUCCUUGAGGUCACCGAAGUCGAGACUGGCCGUUUCUUGCAUCGAUUUCCGCAUUCAAAGCUAUCCUCGUAUCAAUCGGCUCUGAACACACUGCAAGCAACCACCAUUCUCGGUAUGGCGGACGAUAUAUUGGACUUAAGAUGGCGACAUAAAUUUUUCAUUCCAGCGAUUGCGUCUCUGCCACUUCUAAUUGUCUACUAUGUCGACUUUGGCGUUACCUCGGUUGUGGUACCAAAUUUUCUCGUUCCAUAUAUGCCGGGCAGAGCGCGCUUGAUCGACCUCUCAUUUUUAUACUACCUUUACAUGUCAGCUUUAUCCAUCUUUGCACCCAACUCGAUCAACAUCCUUGCUGGAAUCAAUGGUAUCGAAGUUGGUCAGUCACUCGUCAUCGCGGGCCUUUUGAUUGUCAAUUCAUCACUGUAUUUGGUUCCUUUUCCCGGGAACCCGGUUUUAUCGAACGGCUACGCCACGCACCCUCAUCCCGCUACGGAUUCACACCUUCUGACGUUGUAUGUGCUGCUGCCGUUUUUGGCUGUGUCGACAGCCUUGUUCAUACACAACAAGUACCCAGCCCGAGUAUUUGUUGGUGACACAUAUUGCUAUGUCGCUGGCAUGACUUUUGCUGUGGUUGCGAUCAUGGCACAUUUUAGUAAGACGUUGUUAUUACUGCUCAUCCCACAAAUCGUCAACUUCAUCUAUAGCACGCCACAGCUAUUCAAGCUGAUUCCCUGUCCACGGCAUCGACUGCCCAAAUUCAACGCCAGAACACUCCUGCUUGAACCCAGUGUCACGCCAUGGCCUCGAGAAAAGCCCCCAAACAAGCUUCAGACCACCAUAUUCCUCGCACUCGAGAAGUUCAGGCUAAUCAAGGUCACAAUCGAUCCCAAGACGAAUCGCAUAUCGACGACUUCGAACUUGACAAUUAUUAAUUUGUGGUUGGUGUGGAGAGGGCCAAUGAGGGAAGAUCAAUUGAUGAGGGAGCUAUUAUUGAUGCAAACUUGCUGCGGUGUUUUUGGGCUCUUUGUGCGGCACACUAUGGCACUUUUGAUAUUCAGUGUGGACAAUAGAGGCAAGUACGGGAACAGCUUUCCGGUGUAA